CACGCGGUGCUGUCUACUAGUCGUUGUCAUUUUAAGCUCCCUUCGUCGUCUGCCGAGUUAUAAUUUACUUAAACUAUUUCAAAGAGUAGGAUAACGAAAAUAGUAUUGAUUAUUACUUUCUUUAUCGCGCCGAGUGACAGAAGAAAACUAAUAGUUAACCGGCUCAAAGUCGGUUGAGUGAUAUUCAGCUAUUUGUUUCAUUCGAUUACCCAGCACCUUUUGUUAACAAUGUCAACGUCACAUCAGCUGGUGCUCCUGGUGUGCGCGUGUGUCUUGGGACAGGCUGCCAGCAUCCUCAACGUGGCUGGUGUGCCGUGUGGGCGGCCACAAUUUAGGGAGGGGAGGGUGAAGGGCGGAGUGGAUGCAACCCCUGGAGAGUUCCCCUGGCUGGUGUCCAUCAGAGUUACUGGAGCUUCUGGUGGGCACUACUGCGGCGGGUCUCUUAUACACAAGCGCUUCGUUCUCACCGCUGCGCACUGUGUUUACCGGAACUCGGCUAAGUACGUGGUAGUUGUGGCAGGAGAACACAAUUUGAAAGCACCGGGAGUCGGCCACAGGCAGGUCCUGCUUGUGAAGGAGAUCAUCGCUCAUAACAGCUUCUCCAAGAGGUACAUCAAUGACAUAGCACUGCUAGAGCUUAGCCAGGAGGCAACUUGGAACAAGUACGUCCAGCCCGUGUGUCUCCCUGACCGUAACAUAGAUGGUGUUACGGAUGCUCUCAACGUGACAGUGGCUGGCUGGGGCAUGACUGAUGAGGCUUCUAAUGGAGGAAAACAUGCAGAUGUGCUGCAGAAAGUGGUGGUGAAGGUGGUGUCUCAGGCUGACUGUCAGGACUGGUACACCACCCAGGUGGGCAAGGCAGUGGUGCUGUAUGACACUCACGUCUGUGCUGGCUUCCAGAGUGGCGAGAAGGACGCCUGUCAGGGUGACAGUGGUGGACCCCUGUUGACAAUAACAGAUGGAGGGAAGGAUGGAAAUAGGGCAACGACAGUGGGUGUGGUGUCGGCAGGAAUCGGAUGCGGUCGUCCAAAACUGCCUGGGCUUUACACGCGGGUGUCUCGUUACAUCGACUGGCUAUUUGAUAAGAUGAAGACCAGAGGUGUCAAUGUUGUGGUGUAGCUCCCAUACUCAACAACCUUCACCCACACUACCACAUAUAGUGACAGUAUACCAGGAGAUUACCAUGAACCACACCCUCCCACAGUACUGUCCAGUAUACCAAAUACAAAAGAUGAUCCAUUAUCAAACCCACCAUGAUUCACUUGUAUUAAACCCAACAAGAUUCUCCCCAUAUAAUUAUUUACAUAUUUACGUAUUACACAAGUCCAGAAUUUCAAAUCCUUUUAUCGAACAAAAUUCCAUCUAUUGUUUUUUAAAGCUAUGUGAAAUGGCGUUUGAAAUCCAGAAGUUUGGAAGUGUUUAAGGGGCGGGGAAGGUUCAAUACAGGGGAGGGUGAGAACCUAUAUAUAAGGCAUGUAUCUGACAUUAGAUUAAUACACGAUGAUGAUUAAGCAAAUCACAGUGCUUUUAUAUAUGAACGAAUGUAAAUACUGUAUUGUACAUUUUGAAUUUAGAAUAUUGUUCAUGGGCUAGAUGGCUCUUCACAUGUGUAUUGACUGUUUUGCAUAAAUUUAUGAUGUGUAUAAGUUGAUUUGUUAGUAGUCUGUACUACACAUAUUUUGUACGUUCUAAUAUCAGUAAAUUGUGAAAAAUAUUGAUUCAAAUUCAUAAAGUUCAUUCAGAAAUAUCAAUACUCUUAAAGUCAAAUUUUUAAAAAAUAUUUAGAAUACUUCAGCGAGUUUUAGUAUUUUAAUGUUUUGUAUACCCCGAAAUUGCUAUUGCAGAAAAUGGUCUUGUGAAGAGGUAAUACAGUGCAAUACGGAUAUAUAAAAAAUUGUGUGUACUGUAUGAUGCUAUACAUGUAUUACUGUAUCAUCUUAUGAACUUCAGAGGUAGUUGCUCAAGACAUUUAAUUAUACAAAUUUUAAGAGUUCAGAGUCCUGAUAAGAGAUACACAGACAACUGUCCUGUAGUUUAUGAUUGUACUUGACUGUGAUAUUCAAUUUUUACCUAUUAUUUAUAUAAUAUUAAAGGACUACUUAAGUGGAAA
Molecule: messenger RNA, 2110 nt
Organism: Homarus americanus (American lobster)
Lineage: Eukaryota; Metazoa; Arthropoda; Malacostraca; Decapoda; Nephropidae
Product: trypsin-1-like
Exons: 6
Coding region: 229-1119 (296 amino acids)
Biological process (GO): proteolysis
Molecular function (GO): serine-type endopeptidase activity
Source: RefSeq, a predicted model, not a curated record